Messenger RNA from Drosophila sechellia, 754 nucleotides. Its product is annotated as telomerase RNA component interacting RNase-like. The annotation marks the transcript as partial. The transcript has a single exon. Gene Ontology annotation, molecular function: 5'-3' exonuclease activity; 3'-5' exonuclease activity. Lineage: Eukaryota; Metazoa; Arthropoda; Insecta; Diptera; Drosophilidae. The record is from RefSeq and is a predicted model, not a curated record.
CACUGGCCAGGGAGGGCAAAGUGUAUCCGCCGCCAAAGCCGGAGCCACCAUCGCAUCCUGUCUUCGCCAACGACGGCUCGUUCAUGGAAUUGUUUAAGAAGAUGCAGGAGGGCCAAAAGCAACAAGCGACCAGCCAGUUAGUGCCGCCAGCGGUCAAGGAAGUCAUGCAGCAGCAGUUGGUCCCGCCGGAGACGACCUCCACAGGGCCUGCACUGCCGGCCAUUGCAGUGGGAGCUGCCAGCAGUGCUGCGGCGCCGUACAUUGCUGCCGCGGCGGCCGGCAAGCUGGCGCCGCCGCCACCCAUCGUGGGACGACGUCGCGGCGGAAAGGUCCUCAAAACUGGCGUAGUGGCCAAGGUGAAGACGCCCAAUGAGAGCGACGUGGACCCGAAGGACUUCUGGUCGUUGUACCUGGCCGAGGUCAACAAGUACAAGAGCAACGCCUGCGAUACGGACAACGGCAAGCGGCCGCUGGUCAAGUAGUCGCCGAAAUAGUCGCGCUUUCCAUAGAAACAUGAACUUGAACGCAAAUAGAGCGAGAAACGUUAACUGUCCAGCCGCAGAUUCGAUUUCGAUUCGACCAAUACCCCUGUCACGCAUUCCCGAGACACCAUCACAUAGCGAUCCCUUCCCGGCCCCUUUGAAAGUUUUGUACACGAAAAGCAGCGAACAGAGAUGCGUAGCUUAUAGUUUAAGUCGAGGGUGGGCUUAUGAGCUGCAAGCGCGAGCAGCGUAAUUUGUAUUUUUUUCACACG